AUGAACAGUUUUAGUGAACAUAAUAUAGAUUUUCACUCCCCAUACUUCACCAAACAAAUGCACUUCCUACCUUCGUGUAUUGGGAGAAAUCAAAGUGAGUUUCUAGAUUCCGCAUUCUUCAGAUUGUUCUUACGGCAAUCGCCAUCAAUUUACUCUAUUCCCGCUUCGAUUCUUCGAAGUAGUAUCUAUUUCUCUUCCAUAGUUGACGAAUUCGGAAAAAUUCGGCUUGUUUUUCUGGUAGUGGAUGGAAUCCCCACUGCGAUCGAGGAUGGAGAUGCUGUAGAAAACCCUAGCGGGAAGCCUUUGGCCAGAAUAGUUUCUGAAGCUGAGGCAACUGCGACUAAUAUUUCAGAUACUGAGCCAUAUGUAGGUAUGGAGUUUGAAUCUGAGGAGUCUGCCAAGGUUUUCUACGAUGCAUAUGCUUCACGACUUGGUUUUGUUAUACGCGUUGAUGCAUUUCGUCGGUCCAUGCGUGAUGGUUCCGUUGUUUGGCGACGACUUGUUUGUAACAAAGAGGGGUUUCGCAAGUUUCGGCCGAAAAGAAGUGAAAAUAGGAAGCCUCGAGCUAUAACACGAGAAGGAUGUAAGGCAAUGGUUGUUGUAAAGAAAGAGAAAUCUGGAAAAUGGAUUGUAACGAAGUUCGUCAAGGAUCACAAUCAUCCACUGAUUGUUACUCCUGCCAGUGCUCGUCGAAACGUUCUUCUAUCACAGACACGGGAUGAGAAAGAUGCAAAAAUUCGAGAAUUAACUGCCAAACUGCAGCUAGAACGAAAGCGAUGCGCAGCUUAUCAAGAACAGCUUGCCAUGAUUUUAAGAGACAUGGAGGAUCACUCGAAUCAUCUGGCAAUAAACAUAGAUGACAUUGUUCAAAGUGUGAAGGAUAUUGAAUCAAAAAGCAAUACAUUUUCAAAUAGCUAACAACAGAAUCCAAAGAGAAUAUAUAUAUAUUUUUGUAAAAUUUUCUAUGAUAACUGUU
Cucurbita moschata (crookneck pumpkin) is the source of this 976-nucleotide messenger RNA. RefSeq names its product protein FAR1-RELATED SEQUENCE 5. The record is from RefSeq and is a predicted model, not a curated record. Bases 1 to 918 code for a protein of 305 amino acids. Lineage: Eukaryota; Viridiplantae; Streptophyta; Magnoliopsida; Cucurbitales; Cucurbitaceae. The transcript has 3 exons.